Molecule: messenger RNA, 10565 nt
Organism: Loxodonta africana (African savanna elephant)
Lineage: Eukaryota; Metazoa; Chordata; Mammalia; Proboscidea; Elephantidae
Gene: PHF6
Product: PHD finger protein 6
Exons: 11
Coding region: 201-1298 (365 amino acids)
Cellular component (GO): nucleus
Source: RefSeq, a predicted model, not a curated record
AAGGGCGCUCCGCGAGCCCGUCUCCUCGAAUGAAAGGAAACAACCUCCGGCGACAGAGCCCCGCUCUCAGGCGCUGCCGGAGAACCGGGACCGACUUCUUUCUCUUUCCCCUCAUUGGCGCUUCUCUCGUGCCGUCCGCCUCUGGGCCCCGCUGCGUUUUUUGAUACUUAAAGUGGCAUUCUAAAGGCCAUUUUUAAAUCAUGUCAAGCUCAGUUGAACAGAAAAAGGGGCCUACAAGACAGCGCAAAUGUGGCUUUUGUAAGUCAAAUAGAGACAAGGAAUGUGGACAGUUACUAAUAUCUGAAAACCAGAAGGUGGCAGCACACCAUAAAUGUAUGCUCUUUUCAUCUGCUUUGGUAUCAUCACACUCUGAUAAUGAGAGUCUUGGUGGAUUUUCUAUUGAAGAUGUCCAAAAGGAAAUAAAAAGAGGCACAAAACUGAUGUGUUCUUUGUGCCAUUGUCCUGGAGCAACAAUUGGUUGUGAUGUGAAAACAUGUCACAGAACAUACCACUACCACUGUGCAUUGCAUGACAAAGCUCAAAUACGAGAGAAACCUUCCCAAGGGAUUUACAUGGUUUAUUGCCGAAAACACAAGAAAACUGCGUAUAACUCUGAAGCUGAUUUAGAAGAAAGUUUUAAUGAACAUGAACUGGAGCCCUCAUCACCUAAAAAUAAAAAGAAAAGUCGCAAAGGAAGGCCACGAAAAACUCAUUUGAAAGGGCUGUCGGAAGAUACCAGGUCUACAUCCUCCCAUGGAACAGAUGAAAUGGAAAGUAGUUCCUAUAGAGAUAGAUCUCCACACAGAAGCAGCCCUAGUGACACCAGGCCUAAAUGUGGAUUUUGUCAUGUAGGUGAGGAAGAAAAUGAAGCUAGAGGAAAACUGCAUAUAUUUAAUGCCAAAAAGGCAGCUGCACAUUAUAAGUGCAUGCUGUUUUCUUCUGGCACAGUCCAGCUCACAACAACAUCAAGAGCAGAAUUUGGAGACUUUGAUAUUAAAACUGUACUUCAGGAGAUUAAGCGAGGAAAAAGAAUGAAGUGUACACUUUGCAGUCAGCCCGGUGCUACUAUUGGAUGUGAAAUAAAAGCCUGUGUUAAGACUUACCAUUACCACUGUGGAGUACAAGACAAAGCUAAAUACAUUGAAAAUAUGUCACGAGGAAUUUACAAACUAUACUGUAAAAAUCACAGUGGAAAUGACGAAAGGGAUGAAGAAGACGAGGAGCGAGAGAGUAAAAGUCGUGGAAAAGUAGAAACUGACCAGCAACAACUGACUCAGCAGCAACUUAAUGGAAACUAGUGUUGAAAUUUUCCCAGUGGUAGGUGCUAUUGAAGGGUUUGCUGAAACCACCUGUGGCUCCACAGGAGAAAAGACCUGGCGAUCUGCUCUUGUAAAGAUUACAGCCAAGAAAACUGUGUGGGACAGUUCUGCGUUGUCACAUGGCGUCACUGUGAGUCUAAAUCAACUUGACGGCACCUAACAACAACAACAACAACAUACUUAUCCAAAUUUCCACAGAUUCGGACGGGGAGAAGGGGAGGGCAGAGAGCAAAUUCAAAAUCUUGAGGUUUUGUUUGAAAUCAUCUUGGGGUCAAAAUGUAGAAUUCACUUUAUAUAUCAUCACUGUUCAUAUAUGAGAUACAGGCAUAUGUUACAGGCAAUUCUAGUAUAGAUUCUGUAAAAGCAAAUGCUCAUUAAUCAGGUUUUAUACUAAUAUAAGCUUCUCAGAGACAUUUAAGAAUAUUAGAAGAAAAAAUCAAUAAAGAUAAAAUACAAUUGCUAAAUCGUAGAAAAAUGUGUCAGAUGUUACAUCUUUAAAAAUCCACACACAGUUGAUGCAGAAACAUUUUUUUCAAUUUCACUGUGCUUUAGAUGAAAGUUUACAGUGCAAAUUAGUUUCUCAUUCAGAAAUUUAUGCACAAAUUGUUUUGUGACAUUGGUUCCAAUCCCCGCAAUGUGACAGCGCUCUCCCCAUUUCCACCCUGGGUUCCCCAUGUCUAUUCGUCCAGUUUUCCUGUCCCUUCCUGCCUUCUCGUCUUGCUUUUGGGCAGGAAUUGCCCAUUUGGUCUUGUAUCUUUCACUGAACUAAGAAGGAAGUAGGAACAUUUCUAUAUAUUCAUGUAACUUAGAAUGUUAUCUAGAUUUACCUUUAAAAAUUAUAAAUACUAAUACCAGUUUCUGUAAUUGAAGCACACUUCAAUUGUGAUACGCUUCAACUGCAACCCCAAGAUUAUCUUAAAGGUACACAAAUUUAACUUUAAUUUUUAGUAUAGAAAUCGAGCUGCUUGCUUGGAAUCAAAAUUAUGCCCUUUAAAGUUAAGAUUAUAUGUAAUUUUCCAGCUGGGAAGAAAAGGAUUAAGCAUCAGGUUUGCAACAGGGGACCGGGGUUCCAACUGGAACGAAAGGUUUGAACCCUGCUGAGAAUUUGCAUUUCUAACAAGUUCCUGUAACCAGUUGCCUUCACUGACUGGUAACAAGCUCCCAGGCACUACUAAAUCCUGCUGGUUAGGAACCAAUUCUGGGAACCACUAGUAGAGCAGUGGCUCUCAAAUUUUACAAUACGUAAGAAUCACAUCUUGUUAAAAUGUAAAUUCUGAUUCAGUAUAUCUGGGAUGGAAAUGCAAAUUCUCAGCAGGGGUUUGAAGCCCUGGUUUGCAAUCCAUUUUCUCAGUUACUUGGAGAGGAGAAGCCGCACAGGAAAGUAGACAGAUGACCUUGUUGAAUCCUUUAUGGCAGACCUGGUAAACAGAGUAAUGGUAUUUGCCAGUAAGAGCCCUUAUCUAUGGAAUGCGGCUAGCAGGAUAUACCUGGUCUAGCAUUGCUUAUGAUAAGCCUGAAAUGCAUGGAUUUGUGGGGCAUGGAUCCCUGGAAAAUGUCACGUAAACUAUGUGAGUAGAAAAUGAAAAUGUCUCAUGACUGAGACAGCUCCUUCUGAAUAAAGGAUGUGAUUACACACCUCUUAGAGACCUCUUAUGUUAAUCUGGGCCCUGAGUGCAACCAAUGCAGCCAAAAAGGAUCUGGGGGCAGGGGAGGCUGCAGUGACAGUUCCAAACCUCUUUCUGCUUCCCCUGUGUCUCACAAUUACCUGUGUCCUUGAAAUUGUUAGUAAAACAUGAUACUGGCUAAAAUCUCUGAUUCAUGUAAAUCGGGUUUGAUCAUCUAUUCCUUUGUGUUUUCUCACUCCGUUUCAUUGUACAAUAUACCUUUUGAAUAGGCAAAAAAGGUUUUUAAAUAGGCAUUUAAUAUUGCUGAGAAAGCUUUUUAAACAAUAUAGUUGUAUUGUCAGUUACACUACAGUCUUGCAUACAAGGAAAAAGACCUCUGCAAGCCAGUUCACUCCUGGUAGGGGCAGUUUAUAGGAAAAGAGAAGGGGUUAGAUAAUCAUUGUAAGACUAGAGUACAAAAAGAAAAAAAAAUCUGGUUAAAAGUCAGCACGGCAGGGGGUAACUUGUUUCCCAGAAAACAUGUUUAAUCUCAUUAAAGUUCAUCAGAAAAUGACUUAAGCAUUUUAUCAGAAAUGUUCAUUUUUUAUCAGAAGGAGUCUGUGAAUUAUAAAAAAAUGAGUCCCCAAUCAGAUUUGGAACAAUGGUUGCUUUACUGUUUUCUUCUUUUGAUUUAGAUAACCUUUAAAGAUCUGUCUUGGUUGAAAGAAAGUCAAUCUCAUAGCAUUUAUGUGCUAAAAUCAUUAAUUGAAUUUGUUGCCUACUCGAUUGCUUUUAAAAUUUCUAAUUGAUGGUGGAAGUUAAACAUAGUCUUAAUUUAUACAGUACACACACAAUCAUUGCUAGCAUUAUAUAUUAAUGCUGCUAUUAUUCCCUUAAACUGGCUUCCUAUAUUGGGAGAGCAUUUUCAAACAACACCCCAUGAUAACCCAUUUUCAGUGGUAACUAUUUCAUGUAUCCGAUGAACCUGGGUGUAAUAGCUUCUGUUACCGAGGGCCCCUUCCUUGGUUGAACCCAACUGGAUUCGUGCCACCCAAGACUAUUGAGGCAGCCUGGAGUCACACAAGCAAAUUUAUUCUGCCAGCAGCUAGCAGAAGGAGACAGUAAGGGCUAGAACCUUCAGAGAGACUGUGAGCCAAGUAUUUAAGGGUUUCAAGAAGGAGGGGAAGCGGGGUUUUGAUGUUUAUUCAUGAGGUUCUUGGAGGGAGAGAUUCCUGAGAAGGGGUUGGAUUAUGCAAAUACAGGUGAGCUUGCAGGAUUUCUUCAAGAUGGAAGUCCUUGGGUUCCCCUUGACAUAACUCAUUAUGGGAUGUGACGCAGGGGCACUGGGUCUCUUUGUCACAUGGCCCCCUUCAGCUGGGACGGGAAGGACAAAUAGUGGUUUCUCUGACUUCUUUUGCACACCCUCUGCUCCCGUGUAGUCCUGCAAUAGCUACAAUAACAGUUCAUUUGCAACAUUUCAGCUCGUACCAUCCCUUAGCUGGUACACUAUGCUCACAGGGGCCUGUGUGUUCUGUUCUGAUCUUCAGGGGAUGGGCCAGGUUGUUUACUCCACUCUUUGUCCUGCUUGUCUUCCCCCACCCGCCCGCCUCUUUGCGAAGGGGGGCCUAAGGGUGCAACCAGCCCUGCUCUAGCCUAGUCCUGUCUCACUUCCAGUGCCCCUUAUACCUGUGACCUUCCCUGGUGACUUAUCCUUGCCUGAUGGGAGCCUGGGAAGCCCUCCCCCUGUUCCCCUCUUCAGGGCAGCCAUUGAUACUAGGAUACAAAAUCCGAGUCCCCUGCUUCAAAGCAGGACUACUGCAGGUUUUCCCCCUAUGGAUCAGAGCAACUCUAGAUAUUACCUGAGACAGUAUCCUUGUUCAGCUGUCUCUCCUUCCCUGUCCUGCUGCAAUCCCUCCACAAAUCAAGUGCACUCAAAGCCCUUUCUAGGGCACCACACCUAAAGCACUGGGCUUCUAUAUUUCGCAUGCUGGUUUUAAUUUGGCCUAUUUGACUUACCUAGCUGGGUACAUUCAGAGUCACCGAUUAACACACAGAAGCCUCCUUGCUGUAUGGUCAGCAAAUUCAGUUCCAUAAGAUAUUAAGUAAGCACUGGUGCCAGAGUUAACUUCUGUUGGAAGACUUCAUACAGCCCUUAUUUUUUUCUAUUGCUUCUAGGAUGCUAAAAAAAAUUUUUUUUACUGCCCAAUCAGCAUGUCUACUCUGAUAUAAAAAAAAAUUGCCUUCGAGUCCAUUCCAACUCAUAGCAACCCUAUAGGACAGAGUAGAACUGCCCCAUAGAGUUUCCAAGGAGUGCCUGGGGGAUUUGAUCUGCCAACCUUUUGGUUAGCAGCUUUAGCUCUUAACCACUACAGCACCAGGGUUUCCACUCUGAUACCAGAUCAUCUAAUUUGCCUUUACCUGUUUUCAUCUGUGGUAUUUAUCUGUAGGGCUAUCCCACUUUUAUCAAAAUUACCAAAGUUUGUCAAUGUUCUUGGCCUGCUAGGAAGUAACAUUCUUUACUAUCGUAGAGCCAUAGAGCAGAUAAAGGCAUCAACUGAUAGGUUCUUGUCCAGCAAACUAGAAAAUUGAAGUCAGCCAGACACAGGGUUGGAAGAACAGAAAGGCUUAGUCACAGUUUGCAAACUGGGAGGCAGGCAAGGCCUUGUAACCUAAGGCUGCCAGCUCUCUGAACUAUGGCAGAUUUGCUCCUUGUAUAAGGAGUGACAUACAUACACAUGAUCAAUGAGGAGAGGCUAGUCUUGUGAUGCCUGCGUAGUCUGCUCUAAAAAUAUUGCACUCAGCCCUAAAAAAUGGCAAUGGCUCAAUACUGCCAUCCCAGAAAGGUCAUAUAGGGGAUAGUUCCUGAGUCAGUGCACCUAGGCCUCCACCUCCUGCCAGGGGAAGAGAGGAAACCUGGGGAAUCAACCAAUCAUGGUGAAGUGUUGUAAAAGUUGUAACAAAAAUGUAGCAAGAGUAGACUUUUCUGAAAAACAACUAUUAUGGGAUGGCCAAUAACCCUCUCAUGACUGCCUGCUUCACAGAUACCAGACCAGUUUCGUAGGAGGACUUCGUAGGCAGUGUCCACAUACGAAGUACACUCUUAUUUUACACUUUAAUGUUAGACUGGACAUACCAAUGAAGUGAAACUUGUGUUUAAAUGUGAUAUUGGUUGUGGUGACAAAUUUGGUUUAUCCGUUUAUAUCCUGUAAGGAAGAAUUAUUGAUUCUUAUGGAAACUUAUUUUUCAUUUAUAGAUGUUUUACAGAUGCAUUAUAGUUAGAGUCAAUAAAAUAUAAUGCACUGUUCUUUACAAAAUGCAGAGUUUUUUUUAGCUUCCUGCAUUUAGAAAGCACUCCUAAAUUCCAUUUCUUGUAGGUUCAGUUCUUAAGUUCUCCAGAGAAUUCAUUAGUUUGUACUCAUUUCCCUUAUUAAAACUUCCUGUGGAACACUUUUGGAGCCCCAGUGGAGCAGUGGUUAAGAGCUGGGCUGCUAACCAAAAGGUUGGCAGUUAGAAUCCUCCAGCCACUCCUUGGAAACCCUUUGGGGCAGUUCUACUCUGUUCUAUAGGGUCGCUAUGAGUCGGACUCGACUGGACUGCAACGGGUUUGGUUUUUUUGGUUUUCACUCGCAAUGGUAGCAUUCAGAAAACUGUAGGCAUUUCUGCAUAGUAAUGAUGUAUGUUCAUGUGGGUGAGUGUUCUGAAGAAUUUGGUUUCCUGCUCAUUUAAAAUAGGAUGAACUGAAGUAGUCAAUAUUAUUAUUUCCAUGAGUUUAGAAAAGAUAAUUGAAAUAGCAUACCAAUCAAGAAAAAAAUCAUGCUUUUGGUUUAAAAGUUUAGGUUUAGUUUGGAGGUCCACUGAUAAUGAAUUUUUUGAGCGAUGUGCUCAUCCGGAUAACACUGAUAAAGCCUGCUCAACUGAGGUUUAGAAAUGGAGCAAAAAAGAAAGAGAACUUUGUCAUAUGCCUGUCCGAAAAAUAGAAAAUUAAAAACAAUUCCACUAAAAUUCUAAGACAAGUAGCCACAACUAAUUUUCUCUUACCAAUUUUACUCAGUCCUAUUUUGUUUUCCACUUAGUUAUCUCCAUUCAUGACAUCAUCUGCCUGUGGGCUAAAAUAGCCCUGGAAAUCCUGAGUCUUAGGUGCACUGGAAUAGUCCGUCAGUUUUAUGCACCAUAUCAGCUUACCCUGAGAAGCCUGCCUUCGGACUGAGGUCCUGAGACUGUUCUUUGUCUUUGGUGUUCCUUCCAGAAGACUCACCCUCUAGCUCAGCACUGUCCAACAGAACUUUUCUGCAAUGAUGGACAUGUUUCAUGUCUGCGCUGGCUAAUACUGUAGCCACUAGCCAUGAGUGGCCAUUGAGCACUUGAAAUGUGACCAGGAUGACUGAGGAGCCAAAUUUAAAACUUUAUUUAAUUUUAAUUAAUUUAAACUUAAGUUUAAGUAGCCACAUGUGGCUAGUAGCUACUAUAUGGGACGGCAGGGCUCUAUCUGUAAUUUAUAGCAGAAACCACCUAUUGAAAGACAAUAAGUGUCUUUCUGGUUUAUUUAUUAUAGUAAUCAGAAGUAUCAGAAUGGAGGAAAGUGGAAUAUGCUAUUAGGGAAUAGUACAUAAGUGAGUGGGCCUACCUGUAACUAUAUAUUUAGUCUGUGAUUACCCUGAGGACAAGAAAGUAUUAUGAACAGAGAAACCACCCAUUGCCGUCGAGUUGAUUUCAACCCAUAGUGGCCCUAUAGGACAGAGUAGAACUGCCCCAUAGGGUUUCCAAGGCUGUAAUCUUUACAGAAGCAGACUGCCACAACUUUCUCCCAAGGAGCGGCUGGUGGAUUUGAACCACCGACCUUUCGGUUAGCAGACGAGCACUUAACCAAUGCCCCACCAGGGCUCCUGAUGAACAGAGGAGGCCUUGAUAAGUCUACAGCGUAUUUAAAUCUGUCCUGUAAAGUGUGCUAUAAUCACUACCAAACAACAGCAGUAUUGUAAAGUUAGCAAUUAAAUCUUUAGAAGUCAGUUUGUUAACGGUGACCUUAUUAGUCCUUACACAUGAACAUGAACAUGUUAUUACCCUGUUUAAAAAGCUAUACAGUUUCAUAGCAUAUCACUUUACCUAUACAACAUUAAAGUAAAUUGAAGAACUAGAUGGUGCCCGGGUACCACUAUCAGCUGUUCUGACCAGUUGAUUACAAUAGAUGGUCCUGGAUAGAAUGGGAGAAAAAUGUAGAACAAAAGUCAAAUUCUUAAACAAGGCCAGACUUACUGGACCAGUUGAGACCAGAGGACUCCCUAAGACUAUCGUCCCUGAGAUACUCUAAACCUUGAACCGAAACUAUCCCCUGAGAUCACUGUUUACUGAAAUAACAGAGUGGCACACAAAAUAAAGGAUAUUACCCAUAAGUAUGGUGCUGUACUAAAAAACCAUCUAUAUGAGACCAAGAGGUCAAUGUUUACAAGCAAGGAUGAGAAGAUAAGGGAGCAGGGAAACUAGAUAACAAGAAAUGGAACAACCAAAACACAAUUAAAGAGAGUGUUGACACAUUGUGAAAAAUGUAACUAAUGUCACUGAACAAUUUGUAUAGAAAUUGUCAAACGGGAACCUAAUUUGCUGUGUAAACUUGUACCAAAAACUCAAUAAAAUAUUUUUAAAAAUAAAGGAAAUUGAGCUUCUUUCUUUGACUUGACAGCUUCCCACAUAUGGUGAGUCUAUACUAGAGUUUACUGUUGAGCUAAUUAAGAAUAUGCAACACAAAUGUAUUAUGUAAAUUUUUACAUCAAAGAAGAAAACAAACAUAUAAAGCAUGCCUCUCAUACCUAAUUAUUUCUAACUUCCUUGCUUGUGUUGCCACAUUGUGUGUCAGGAAGUGAGGAAGCAAGCCUUUGGUGCUAGUGGCCAUCUAGGAGCUCACCAAAGAUGGUUUGGGUGCGAGAUACCUCCACAAUUGUAUUAUUCUGAAUUUGGGGCCUAAUCCUGGAAGAGUAACUUUAAAAAGAGAGAUGUCAGUAAGUCAGACACAAAAGGACAAAUAUUGUAUGACCCCACUUAUAUGAACUAUCCAGAAUAGGAAAAUGCAUAGAGACCAAAGUUCAUUAGAAGUUACCUCAGGCAGGUGGGAAGGGGAAAUGGGGGUGCGGGGCUGCGUACUGCUUAAGCCGCACAGAAUUCUUGUCAAGGGCGAUGAAAAACUUGGGAAACGAAAAGUGGUGAUGGUUGCACAACAUGGUGACUGUUGUUAACGUCACUGAAUUGUACAUGUAAAAGUGGUUGAAGUGUUUUGUUGCACAUAUUAGAUAUUAAAAAUGGAAAAAUAAAAAGAGAGAGAGAGAGAUGUCAGAUCAAAAUACAGAACAGAAAGUAGCCACAGCCUUGGCUGCACUGGUAACCAGAGUAACUGCUUUCUGACAACCACCACAGAAAGUGACAUAACAUUAGGGAUUUUAGCUUCUUUAGAAGCCAGAACCCUUAUUAUUCUUGCUGUUUUGUUUGCUUAUCUUUCUACAAUCAUCUACAGCAGGAGCACUCAAAUGCAGCACAGAAGCCUGGAAGUUAGCAGGCUUUUUUGAGAGCAUACAUGUAAGUUGGGUGAGGCAAAAAUAAGGUUCUCUUUUCAAAAAAGAAUUAAUUUAAUUUUUGGUUUAGUAUAUGUACAUAUUUAAAUAUACUAAUUUAAGCAUAAAUUCACAUAAACGAAAUAAUCAUACAUGGCAUUAUUUAAGCUGAAGUACAGCCAGAAUGCUCCUUGGAAGCAAGGAUGGCAAGACUUCGUCCCAUAUAUUUUGGACAUGUGAUCAGGAGGGACCAGUCCCAGGAGAAGGACAUCAUGCUUGGUAAGGCAGCCAAACCAAAAAAAAACCAAACCCACUGCUGUCGAGUCGAUUCUGACUUACAGCAACUUUAUAGGACGGAGUAGAACUGCCCCAUAGGAUUUCCAAGGAGCUCAGCUGAUGGACUCGAACUACCAACCUUUUGGUUAACAGCUGUAGCUCUUAGCCACUAUACCACCAAGGUUUCCAGUGGUAAGGUAGAAGGUCAGUGAAAAAGAGGAAGACUCUCAACAGGAUGGAUCGAAACAGUAGCUGCAACAAUGGGCUCAAGCAUAGCAACGAUUGUGAGGAUGGCGAAGGACCCGGGCGGAGUUUCAUUCUGUUGUACACAGGGUCACUAUGAGUCAGAACGAACUCAAUAGCAUCUAACAACAACAACAAGCUUUAAACCUUAGUUUUUAAAAUAUAAUUGCUCUUAAAAAGCUUAUUACGAGCCACUGUUCUUACAGCAUUGAUUUUUACCAUCAUGAUUUAAAUGUUAUAAGGAACCCUGGUGGUGCAAAGGUUAAGCACUCACCUGCUAACUGAAAGGUUGGUGGUUCGAACCCACUCUGGGUAGUGCAAACGCUUUGCACUUGACUACUAACCUCAAGGUUGGUGGUUCCAACCCACCCAGUGGCACCAUAGAAGAAAUGCCUGGCAAUCUGCUUUCGUAAAGAUUACAGCCUAAAAAACCCUAUGGGCCAGUUCUACUCUGUCACAUAGGGUCGCUAUGAAUCGGAAUCAACUCAACGGCAAAAGGUUUGGUUUUGAUUUUGGUGAGGCGCCCUCGUGCGGCCAUGGACUAGUACACAUUCUGACCAAUUUAGCACUGUCCCAGAGUUUUC